AUGGAUCAACAAAACGGAACGUCCCGUUCAGAAUCUGUCCCUCCACCACCUUCGCAACAUCCUGAAACUGUUUCUGGUGGUGGCACCCACCCCUACUCUUCUAGAAAAGAUCGUUCUCUGUCACCUAGAAGUGGCUAUCGUCGUUCAUCUUACUCUCCACGGCGAAGAAGUCCUUCCCCCAGAGGUUACCGUAAUGGUAGAGAGGAAAGAUAUAGAGAAGAUCGGUAUGCUAGAGAGGAUAGGUAUGAUCGAGGUUAUCCCAGAGGUGGAGGUUAUAGAGAAGAUAGAGGGUAUCGUGAUAACUUUUACGGUUCUGAAAGACGAGGUCCUCCGAGAAGGAGUAAACCAAUUGAUCGUGGUAGUGAAAAAGAAAGACGUGAUUCUACUACUCUUUACGUUGGUAAUCUCCCUUACGCAUUUCGUGAACAAGAUGUUGCUGAUAUGUUUGAACGCUAUGGUCGCCUGAGAAAAGUGACUGUCCAACUUGAUCAUUAUACAGGAAGGAAUAAAGGAAUUGAUUGGAAAUGUUAUUGGAUGUUCAGUUUCGCUUUCGUAGAAUUUGAAGACCGAAGAGACGCUGAAGAUGCAUUUGAUAAAUAUAACGGAACUAACGUCGAAGGUCGUCGGCUUAAACUAGAUUGGGACAUUGGCUUGAGCAAAAAGGAUGCUCACCGUAGGGAUAAAUAUGCUGUUAUGGAUAAUUAUGGACGACCUGACCCUUCCUUACAAUCAUCAGACCAACGUGGUUCCUCACCAUUCAUGCGUGGACUUAGCCCACCCUACAGAGCUGGCGGCCGUUCGUCAAGUCCUUACCGUCGAUAA
Cetraspora pellucida is the source of this 822-nucleotide messenger RNA. The record is from the annotation of a GenBank genome assembly. Lineage: Eukaryota; Fungi; Glomeromycota; Glomeromycetes; Diversisporales; Gigasporaceae.